UCCAAUCACAGCUGAUCACAUGUAAACAUGGAAAUGGGACAUGUACACUGAUCAUCAGGGCACUGAUGAUCAGUGUGCCCUGAUGAUCAGUGUAGCCCAAGCAGUGCCACCUGUCAGUGUCCAUCAGUGUCUUAUGUCAGUGCUCAUCAGUGCCUCGUGUCAGUGCCCAUCAGUGCCACAUAUCAGUGCCUACCAGUGCACAUCAAUGCCACAUAUCAGUGCCCAUCUGAGCUGCCUUUCAGUGUCACCCAUCAGUGCAAAUCAGUGCCACCUAUCAAUGCCAAUCAGUUCCACCUAUCAGUGCUGCAAAUCAGUGCCACCUAUCAGUGCCAGUCAGUGCUGCCUAUCAGUGCCAGUCAGUGACGCCUAUCAGUGCCGGUCAGUGCCGCCUAUCAGUGCCAACCAGUGCCGCCUAACAGUGUCAGUGCCAGUGCCUAUCAGUGCCCAUCAG
Staurois parvus is the source of this 451-nucleotide messenger RNA. The record is from the annotation of a GenBank genome assembly. Lineage: Eukaryota; Metazoa; Chordata; Amphibia; Anura; Ranidae.